AUGGCAGGUGGACCAAUGCCCGAGGGUACGGUCAUCCAUUUCCCAGGCAACUCAUUCUACAAUGAUUUCACCUACACAACAGAGAGUCCUGGACCCAGUGAAACCAAAACCACAGUCUUUGUUAGAUUGCAAGUCAUUCGCCAACUGUCUGAUACGAUGCCUCCACCUCGUACCUACUUCUCCAUUCAGAUUCCAUCAAUUUCAUCAAUCAUAUAUGGAGUACUUGAGAUUCCUGUUGCCCUCUUUGCUGGAGAGUUCACAGACAAAGCCUUCUUUUUUCAACUUGAUGGACCAGCUGGCGCUGGAAAGUCAACAGUGAUGAAUGGAUUGUUCAACAUAUUCACUAUGAAUGGUAUUCUUUAUCCAUUUGUUUCGAGCAAGGACUUUACAGAACAUUGCACUAAGGCCUAUGGCUUCUUUCCCAUCCACGUGCAGCUGGCUAAUGAGGAGAAUGGAAGAAUGCCCUUACUCUACGAGGACAUUAUCAAUAGGGUCAGAGUGACAUUGGUGGAUAAACCUGGCUUCAGAAUAACCGACAAAGGUGAGAAACAGAACUAUAAUGACUUGGGAAUCUAUGUAUGUGAAUUGUCAUUAUUCAGGGAGGAAGAAAAUGAACUCUAUCGCAUGGUACGCAAUAAGCUACAACAAGUCACCCCCUAUGGUCAACAACCAUUGUUGGUAGUAACAAAGAUGGACCUUCAAACUGGAAGAGGUCUGGAGGAUCUGAAAGCCCGAGCGUUGAGUUUCCUAGCCGACGAGAACAAUAUCCACUUCUUGACCAACUACAUCAAUGGAACCACCACCCCAGACAUUGAGAAGAACCAUCAGUACUUCAAACUAUUGCUCAACAUCAAGAAGGAGGCUCUCAAAAGAGUGAACAAGAAGACUCUGCUUGAACAAACAGCGGGAUACAUCAACAACAGAUUUAACCUACCUGAGGAGAUUAAAUCGCCAGAUCCAUCUCCCCCUACUCCAACUCCACCCAAUGAUCACAUAGUGGUGUUGACUGUGGAGAUGCCUCUCGAGACAACCGAGUUGGAGAUUAGCUCAUCCAUGAACCUAGCAAAAGUACUAACAAAGAUUGGUGAAACUUUCAAUCUCGACAUGAAUGACUACUUCAUUAAGAGAAACAAUAGAGUACUGACCAUUCCUGAGAUGACUUUCAAAGAGGACUGUUUGAUCAAAAUGGUAAGGAGACCAUCAGCUGCCUAG
Acytostelium subglobosum LB1 is the source of this 1212-nucleotide messenger RNA. RefSeq lists its product as hypothetical. The transcript is spliced from 3 exons. Lineage: Eukaryota; Evosea; Eumycetozoa; Acytosteliales; Acytosteliaceae. The coding region runs from base 1 to 1212 and encodes 403 amino acids. The record is from RefSeq and is a predicted model, not a curated record.